Aspergillus steynii IBT 23096 is the source of this 948-nucleotide messenger RNA. RefSeq names its product bZIP transcription factor. The record is from RefSeq and is a predicted model, not a curated record. Gene Ontology annotation, molecular function: RNA polymerase II cis-regulatory region sequence-specific DNA binding; DNA-binding transcription factor activity, RNA polymerase II-specific. Bases 174 to 860 code for a protein of 228 amino acids. Gene Ontology annotation, biological process: regulation of transcription by RNA polymerase II. Lineage: Eukaryota; Fungi; Ascomycota; Eurotiomycetes; Eurotiales; Aspergillaceae. The transcript has a single exon.
CUCUCGGGUCGCAUGUACGGCCAGGUAGUCAUUUACAUCAUGUCCACCUCGCAAAGUUGCUCAUGGGGGUUGUCCCUGCUGGACUCCCCCAUAUUUGCAUUCUCAAGUGCUCCGUCGACCUCGACUCCUCUUUAUCUCGACGCCGCACGUUGAAGCAUUCAUCCAUCACCGUCAUGUCCGCCGACCUCUCUCUUCCCCCUUCUCAAUCGGCAGAUCUUUCCUCCCCAUUAUUCCUCCCCUAUCUGACGGAUGACGCCUGGCUCAACCUGAACCAUCUCCGCGGCCAGCCCGGAAAUUGGAAUCUCACCCCAGCUCCACAGCCGUCGCAGAACCGGAAACGAAGAAAUUCUCCCCCCAUUCGGCACCCGGACCCACCGGACGUGCAUAAAGACCGAGACGACGCAGAGCGGCAGAAACGCCAGAAAUCUCUCGCACGGAACCGCAGGGCCGCGACAAAAUGCCGCGAGAAGAAGCGAGAGUUCACGAAGCGGCUAAAGCACCAGUAUGAAGAGGCCUCGCAGAGGAAGCAGUCACUGGAGAGCCACCUCGCGCAGCUUCAACAGGAGACCCUCGAGCUGAAGAACGAGCUGCUGCGGCACUCGCAAUGCGCCGAUCCCGCCAUUCAACAUCAUCUCGCAGCCAUGGUCAAGGACGUGACAACCACCAAGCCCCCCGAUCUGACGCGAUCGUACCCCCUCUCGGAGGAUACUGGCAGUGGUGCGUUGGGGACCUCCGGCGACGAGUCCGGGCGGAUGCGUCGGGACUCGGUGCUGAGCCUCAGCACCGAUGUCAGUCUUGACAGCUUUAUAAAUGACGAUUUCUUGGAUCUUGUUAAUCUUGGAUCCGGAAACUUGUCAUAGGUCAUAGUCUGAGGUCUUCAUUGUAUACGCUGCUCGAAUGGGGGAAUCUUGCCAAUUGCAUUUAUGUACGUAAUAGCCAAACACGUCU